Molecule: messenger RNA, 605 nt
Organism: Raphanus sativus (radish)
Lineage: Eukaryota; Viridiplantae; Streptophyta; Magnoliopsida; Brassicales; Brassicaceae
Exons: 3
Coding region: 118-345 (75 amino acids)
Source: RefSeq, a predicted model, not a curated record
GAAAUACUACCAUUCAAAACAAAACCAUUGAUUGGAUUUAGUUGAUAGAGCGAAAAAAUCUGAGUGAGAAAGAAAAAAAAACACUCAAAAGUUCAUAUCUAUUAUAAACAGUUAAAAAUGAAGUCGACCAUCGUGAUCCUCUUCACGUACCUUCUCCUCGCUGCGCCUUGCUCCGCUUUAGGAUCGGAGAACACGAAUUCGGACGUAUACGAGAUAGAUUACAGGGGACCGGAGACUCAUAACUCUAGACCUCCGCCGGAGACUCUGCACGGCAAGCGACCGUUCAUCCACCAUAAAACCUCUGCGGCUGGAUCCGCCGGCGCUCAUGUCGGAGGACAGCACUAGAAAGAGAUUUUUUCAAGGAAGAGGAGAGAGACUAAGAAACUGAGAGUGAAAGAGGAAGUAUAUGAGUUUGUAUAAGAUGCAAGUACAUAAUUAUUUAUACAGUAAUACAUAUUUAAUCAUAUGAUCAUCGAUGUCAUCAUGUCCGGUAUUUUCUUCAUGUACCGUUCUAUCUUUUUUUUUGGGUCUGAAUCUCUUGGAAGAAAACUCAAAUUAAUUCGGGUAAUGUGUCGCCAUAUCAAUAUCAGUGUCGUUCUCAGAUC